AUGGUAUCCGACCAUGUGCUGAGGCUAUGCCAGACCCCCAACACCAUCAGUUCCAUCCUGGCCAAGAACCCAACUGAAAGCCCUGGAGCCAUCGCAAAGCAACUGUAUGGGCACUACGAGAAAGAUCUUCGUCGCUCCCCAGAUAAAGACAGACCACUGCCGUCUCCCCAGAUACUGGAUUUGGCCCUCCAAUGCGGUAACUGGGGUCCCACGGUUCCGAGCCCUUUAUUCCUCCAGGCAUUUGCAGACGCUCUCCGAUGUCUAGAUGCAGAUGCGCUUUCUAGCGUGGUGUCUCCCCCGUUGAUGGGCUCUCACGGCACAAUCCCGUUGACUGUCAUUGCGCCGCUGGUGGACGUCAUUCGUCAUGUCUCAAAUGUUAUCGCGCGGGCAGAGAGGGAGGUGUUUUUCAUUACCUGCAACUGGUCGCCUUCUGUUGCCCAGAGGCUCAUCAAAAACGCACUUAUUGAGCUGUCCAGACGGGCUGGAGAGAGGAAACAAAGGGUUGUGGUCAAGUUGAUGUACGACAAAGCAACAGCCGCCAGUGCGCUUGAUCCGCAUCAGCGCAUCAGCCCAGCUACUUAUUCUUCCAAGGCUAUCCAGUUGCCUGCUCCUGAGGAGAUCCCUAAUCUUGAUAUGGAAGUCGUCAGUCUGCACAAAUUGGUCCUGGGCACGCUUCAUGCCAAAUUCUGUGUGGUUGAUCGCAAGAUUGCGAUAGUCAUGAGCAACAACAUGGAAGACAACCCCAACAUGGAAAUGAUGACGCAUCUAGAAGGACCAAUCGUUGACAGCAUCUACGACACAGCUCUGAUCACAUGGAAGCACCCUUUCGACCCCAUUCUCCCUUCACAUAACUCUCCAGCAUCCCUGGGGGGUUUGCCAACAUCCAGUGAGGAGCCUCUAUAUCUCGAUCGGGGAGCGGGUGGAGAUCAAGAACGGGUCGCAUUAAACGGUCAAUCACAUCCCGGUCUCCCGGAGCAUACGCCAGAAGAUCCCCACUAUGAUAUUGACAUGGCCGGGGAAAUCACACGCAUGCAGUCGUGCUAUUCUACUAAACCAGAUGAAACGCGACUUCAGGCCGCCAACCGCCAGCUGAAUCUUGCAGUAAAGGACCAUAUUGCACCAACAGGCCCUGAUAUUCCCGAUGGGAGCGAAAUGAUACCUUACAUCGCUACGUCCACUCCCUACCCGGUUCCAAUAGCCAUCGUAUCGCGCCCUCCGUAUGGAAAUGUCGACUCUAAAAACGUGUUUGUACCCCAAAACGAAGCUUGGCUGUCAUUAAUCCGCAACGCCCAAAACAACAUCUUCAUUCAAACUCCGGAUCUAAACGCCGCGCCACUCAUUCCUGCGUUAGUUGAGGCGCUGAAAUGCGGUGUUGAAGUGACAUACUACGUGUGCUUUGGGUACAAUGAUGCUGGAGAAAUCAUUCCAGGACAAGGCGGGACAAACGAGCAAGCGGCACGCAAUCUGUUGUCUCUCCUUCCCAAAGAUGGACCAGAGCGUAAACUUUUGCAUAUAUACGAUUAUGUUGGCAAAGACCAGGAUCACCCAAUUCAUCAAACCUUCCGAACUCGCUGCUGUCACGUCAAGCUCCUCAUUGCAGAUGGCAUUGUUGGAAUUCAAGGAAGUGGUAACCAGGAUACCCAAUCUUGGUUUCACAGCCAAGAGAUAAACGUUAUGGUGGACAGUCCUGAAAUAUGCGCUAAAUGGAGAGAUGGAAUUGAGAGAAACCAGAAUACGAAGUUAUUUGGAAGAGUAUCGGAUGAUGGUGUUUGGAAAGACAAGAACGGAAAUCCCGGAGAUGGUUAUAUGGGAGAUCCCAACUCCGUAGAGGGAUUGAUCAAGGGUGUGUGGGGGAUGUACAAAAAGAUGGAGCGGGCUUAG
This is a messenger RNA of Trichoderma virens Gv29-8, 1881 nucleotides long. RefSeq lists its product as uncharacterized. Bases 1 to 1881 code for a protein of 626 amino acids. NCBI's taxonomy places the organism in Eukaryota, Fungi, Ascomycota, Sordariomycetes, Hypocreales, Hypocreaceae. The transcript has a single exon. Gene Ontology annotation, molecular function: catalytic activity. The record is from RefSeq and is a predicted model, not a curated record.